Actinia tenebrosa (Australian red waratah sea anemone) is the source of this 1974-nucleotide messenger RNA. RefSeq names its product forkhead box protein D5. The record is from RefSeq and is a predicted model, not a curated record. Gene Ontology annotation, biological process: cell differentiation; anatomical structure morphogenesis; regulation of transcription by RNA polymerase II. Gene Ontology annotation, molecular function: RNA polymerase II cis-regulatory region sequence-specific DNA binding; DNA-binding transcription factor activity, RNA polymerase II-specific. Lineage: Eukaryota; Metazoa; Cnidaria; Anthozoa; Actiniaria; Actiniidae.
UUUCAUAGCCGCACCUGUGUGCUCACAGCGUGAAGGCAUCAGCAAUGAUUCUAAUUUCUGAUCACUUACUCGGACUUUUACUAGCGUCUUGCUCAUGCUGUUUGGCACAUAGAGUGCAUUUAAGGAACAAUUUUGAUCACUCCAGGAUACUCGAGGCGAACCCUCUUCCUAAAACGCUGGACUCAAUUGGCAGGUCAUUUUGCUGGUUUUUAGGAGGAUUAGGGAGAAGUUUGCAUGGAAAACAAGUAUUUUACGUGAAGAGUCCAACGGCCCAACAUGUUCAGAACGUACUCCAACACUUCAGAAUUAACUGUGUCACACACAAGCGCUAUGUCCUCGACGACCCAUGAACCAGAGAUGCACAGCCACGAUUCAGACAUGAAGAAGGAAGAUGUAGCAUCGAGUCCCUCAGACUGUGUAAAAACUGAAAGCAAGGAUCCUACAAAAGACGCAAGUGUGAAGCCACCGUAUUCUUAUGUGGCUCUGAUCGCGAUGGCAAUCCGAGAUUCCCAAGAGAAAAGGUUAACUCUGAAUCAGAUUUAUCAAUAUAUUAUCAAAAAGUUUCCAUUUUAUGAAAAGAAUACCAAGGGCUGGCAGAACUCAAUCAGGCAUAACUUGUCACUGAAUGAAUGCUUUAUCAAGGUUGCUCGUGAAGGUGGCGGUGAAAGAAAAGGCAACUUCUGGACAUUAGAUCCUGCAUGUGAGGAUAUGUUUGAAAAAGGGAAUUACCGAAGACGUAGAAGAAUGAAACGACCAUCCCGUCAGCUCACCUUGCAACCUGACAAUGGUCUAAUCUCUUCGUAUCCACGAGCAGCUCCGUACAACUACAUACAACCCAAAUGGCCGACUUACAACCAAGUACAGAGCGCAGCAGUGGCAGCAGCAGCAGCAGCGGGAAGCUUACGAUCUGCACAGCCUACUGGCCCUUUGUCAUACCCAUGUAACCCUCCAUCAUCCAGGGUUCCUCCUGGAUAUCCAUAUGUCAAUAUGGGAUCUGGUGUUCCUGUCAGCACUUAUACGGGAACUCAAUACGCCACGCAAAUGCAAACGCCGGUAAAUAAUCAAUGUGGGUAUGGAGCUGUAGCAAUGCAAAAUGUUGGGUGCCGGAGCCGACAAGCUGAACAUAGUCCAAUGCACCAUUACCCUUACUGGAGUCCUCCAGAUAAACUUUCUUACGAUGUACCUCCAAGGUCGUAGAUAUAUCCCAGAAUGAAUGUUGAGUUAACAAGCGGCUGCUUGUCGCGCCGCAUUAUAUUUAUGUACGAUAUGACACUCACACAGACUCUCAGAAUGAGGAAGAAAAUUGGGCCUUGCAGAAAGUUUGGACGAAAAUAAAAUCAAGGUGUUUCUUUGCACGGACUUCCAAAGCAAGCAUCGCAUCAACACGACCAUCGCUCUUGUAAUGUUCAAGCACUAUUUACUUUAGGUAUUAGUUUCCCCUUAUUCAAAUCCUUAGAAGAUAUUGUUGACUUUGACAGAUUGUACGGAAUUUUAUAGACGAUACGAAGAAGAGACAUAUAUAUAGUUCAAUUCAUAUUUCACACUUUUAAAGAUAUAUUAUAUAACAUAGAUAUAAGCGAGAGAGAGUCUUAUUUCAUUUACUUUAGGAUUUUCUCGUAAUUUCCAUUCACCGGRGGCGUAAAACGCCAAUCUAAAGUGCCACGACAAUUUCUCUGUGUCAUAUUUUUGCUUAUCUACCUAGUGACUAGCUGGUAUCUUCCUACAUGGUGUAACUGAUCAAAACAACCAAGUUGUAAUUCUCCAAUAGUUCUCGUUUUUUUGGAUUGUGUAAUUCAGGCCGCUUCAGUCAGGUAGCCGUUGUGAUUUCAUUCGCAGAGCAGUAUUUGUUUUAGUUUGCAAUCGGAAGGUUACAUUGUCAAAAAUCUCUAGGCUUGAGGAAAGCUUGUAAUUCAACGUCGGAUGAACUUUUCUAUUCUAAAAAAACCAAAAUAAUAAACACUUAAUAACAGUGAA